AUGUAUUCAGUCAUGGCUUCCAGUCUGGUACGCCUUUCUCUCACUGCAGCUGCACUAUGCUCAGUCAGUAUCUCUGCGCACCCUGUCUCCGACUACUUGUAUCCCUCAAUUACCCGCAGGGAUGGCAAUGCAAAGGACAUACAACCGGCCAGUCAGGUUUCCUUGAGUUAUCAGUCUGUCGAGUCUAGCCUUAUAGAGGCAGUCGUACACGCGGACCUUCAUCUUCCCUCAGUUCUUCUCGAGGGCAUCCGGGAUUUGACCAGUGUCGCUUGCACACCAGACAGUGUUAUUAUCACUUUCACCUCUCGAGACACAUACGAAGCAAGUUAUUCCAUGUGGCCUCAUUCAGAUCUGCUGCUUGUCACGAAUCAUCUCGGCAACUGUGAUGUGGAAGCUGAACGAGGAUUCUACAGGGUCAGCUCUCUUGCAUUCAAUAAUGACACCCUCACGGUGACUGCCUCGACAGACAAGACUACUCUCCAGCAGCAAGCUAGGAAUGUGAAUAUAGCAUUCGACACUCCAGUUCCCGCUAAGAGAGAGUUCUCACGCAGCAUCAAUCUUGACUGGUCUGGCGAUCUGGUUAACACCGACGGGGUCAAGAUCCAUGUCGAUUCCGCAAGCUUCCACUCCACGGUCCGCAUCAGCGGCGUGAUCGGGUACAAUCUCGAGACGCACACUGCAUCAACUCUCCAGCUGGACACCUCCCUCGAUCUAGAUGCAACGCUCGGUCUACACGCUUCUGCCGCCGGCAAAUUCUCUCGCAACCUAUACACGUAUGUAUGGAGCCCGAUCUCCAUGCCCGGUUUGAACAUUCCCGGGAUUCUGAGGAUCGGCCCUGUUCUAGAUAUCAGUGUUGGCGCGGACUUUGCCACUACCGGUGCGGUAGAAGUCAUCAGCAAUAACACGGUGACGAACACUGGACUCGUGCACCUUGAUCUUCUCAAUGCGGCACAGAGCUCGGUAUUGGGUUUCGACCCCAAGUCGACGGCGACGGGGAGUAUCCUGGCCAAAGGCAGUGCGCAGUUGGAUCCCUUUGUUGAGGCUGGGGUUGGCAUUGGAGUGCAUGUCUUCGAGGACCUGCUCGAUCUAUCCUCGGCUGUGAAGGCUAGGGGGGCUCUGGCGAAUGCGUUCAAUGUGAAUACUGACGAGACUCAAGCUGGAGAUGGAGCGGCCUUGCGUCCAUGGCAGGAGGUGUGUGAAUAUGGCUAUUGGUACACAUGUGGUCUGAUCUUCGACGUGAUCGGGUUCGUGACGCAGUUUUACUCGUUGGAUCUCUACCACGCUGAGGUUCCGGUCUACAAUUCCUCCUGUAUCCACUUCUAG
This is a messenger RNA of Aspergillus clavatus NRRL 1, 1323 nucleotides long. RefSeq names its product putative isoamyl alcohol oxidase. The coding region runs from base 1 to 1323 and encodes 440 amino acids. Lineage: Eukaryota; Fungi; Ascomycota; Eurotiomycetes; Eurotiales; Aspergillaceae. The record is from RefSeq and is a predicted model, not a curated record. The transcript has a single exon.